AUGGCGAACUUUGCGACCCUAGCAGCUAUCUUUGCAGCCCUCCUGGUGAUGUCCCAUGCUGCUUCGGCCCAUCGGACCAUGAUAACCACCGUCGAGAUCGACGAUGACAACGAGAGUCGUGGAAGUGAGAGCUGCCGUGAGCACGUCCAGACCCAAAGCCUCGAGCAGUGUGAGGAGCUGUUCCUUGACAUUGGCCGAGGUGGUAGCCGACCCAGCGGUGGCGACAGGGAGCGGUUGAUGGAUUCGCAGCACUUCAGGCCUUGCUGCCAGCAGCUGAGGCAGGUGGACCAGCAAUGCCGGUGCCGAGGAAUUAGGCAGGUUGUGAAUGAGGAGCAGAGCGAGUUCAGACGCGAGGGACUGCACAGGGUGGUGAAAUCGGCUCGGGACUUGCCAUCAGCAUGCGGUCUCUCGAGUCCUCGUCACUGUCAGAUCAGAGCCAUCUGGUUCUGA
Molecule: messenger RNA, 450 nt
Organism: Eucalyptus grandis
Lineage: Eukaryota; Viridiplantae; Streptophyta; Magnoliopsida; Myrtales; Myrtaceae
Product: 2S albumin
Exons: 1
Coding region: 1-450 (149 amino acids)
Molecular function (GO): nutrient reservoir activity
Source: RefSeq, a predicted model, not a curated record